CAAUGAAAUGGGCCUUUCACACUUGUGGGGCAGUUGGUUCAGAGGGGCCCACUCCAACCCAGUGUAGCAGCUCCUAUCGGAACAGCAAUGUCAAUGUUACCGUGGCAACCAGAAGCCCAUUCAAAGGCAUCCAAAUAUGGAGGGUACCGGAGACUGGCAUCUACAGGUAAGACAUCAGCUGCAUGUAAAUAGUCUCUAUUGCCUUCCUUUUAUAAUUAUCAAGUAAGAUAACAUAGCCUGAAUCUCAAUAGUCUUAACUGGCUUCCUUUCAUGGUAGUUGUAACAUAUAGGCUGAAUAUCCAUAGUCUAAAUUGCAUUCCUGUCAUGAUAGGUGUAACAUGCUGAGUCUCAAUUGUCUAAAUUGGCUUCCUUUCAUGAUAGGUGUAUGGUAUAGGCUGAGUCUCAAUCUUAACUGGCUUCCUUUCAUGGUAGGUGUAACACAGACUGAAUAUCCAGAGUCUGAAUUGGCUUGGUAGUUGUAGAACAUAGGCUUAAUGUUGAUAGUCUAACUUGGAUUACGUGGUAGGUGCACUCUUAGAAUAAAAGGUGCUAAGUAGAACCAUAUAGGGUUCUUCGGUUCGUCCCCUUUUUGGUGCUGGGUAGAACCCUUUGCAGAGGGUUCUACCUAGAACCCUCUAUGUAGGGUUCUUCAUAGAAACUGCUGUACAUGGUUCUUCCUAGAACCCUCUAUGAAUGGUUCCACCAGCCUUAUUAGCCUUUAAAAUUUAAUUAUUAAUGAUAAUACAUUUUGUGUGUAUAGUUGAAGUUGGAAGUUUACAUACACUUAGUCAUUAAAACUCGUUUUUCAACCACUCCACAAAUGUCUUGUUAAAAAACUAUUGUUUUGGCAAGUCGGUUAGGACAUCUACAUUGUGCACGACAAAAGUAAUUUUUCAAAUGUUCCAUACAUUUGGCAAGUCGGUUAGUAAUUUUUCCAACAAUUGUUUACAGACAGAUUAUUUCACUUAUAAUUCACUGUAUCACAAUUCCAGUGGGUCAGAAGUUUACAUACACUAAGUUGACAGUGCCUUUAAACAGCUUGGAAAAUUCCAGAAAAUGAUGUCAUGGCUUUAGAAGCUUCUGAUAGGCUAAUUGACAUCAUUUGAGUCAUUUGGAGGUGUACCUGUGGAUGUAUUUCAAGACCUACCUUCAAACUCAGUGCCUCUUUGCUUGACAUCAUGGGAAAAUCAAAAGAAGUCAGCCAAGACCUCAGAAAACAAAUGGUAGACCUCCACAAGUCUGGUUCAUCCUUGGGAGAAAAAAAACAAAACAAAAAAAACUUUGUAAAGUGGUUAUCCCACUGGCUAUAAGGUGAAUGCACCUAUUUGUAAGUCGCUCUGGAUAAGAGCGUCUGCUAAAUGACGUAAAUGUAAAUGCAAAUGAAUUUCCAAACGCCUGAAGGUACCAUGUUUAUCUGUACUAACAAUAGUACGCAAGUAUAAACACCAUGGGAACACACAGCCGUCAUACCGCUCAGGAAGGAGACGCGUUCUGUCUCCUAGCGAUGAACAUACUUUGGUGUGAAAAGUGCAAAUUAAUCACAGAACAACAGCAAAGGACCUUGUGAAGAUGCUGGAGGAAACAGGUACAAAAGUAUCUAUAUCCACAGUAAAACAAGUCCUAUAUCGACAUGACCUGAAAGGCCGCUCAGCAAGGAAAAAGCCACUGCUCCAAAACCGCCAUAAAAAGGCCAGACUACAGUUUGCAACUGCACAAGGGGACAAAGAUCGUACUUUUUGGAGAAAUGUCCUCUGGUCUGAUGAAACAAAAAUAGAACUGUUUGGCCAUAAUGACCAUCAUUAUGUUUGGAGGAAAAAGGGGGUCGCUUGCAAGCCGAAGAACACCAUCCCAAACGUGAAGCACGGGGGUGGCAGCAUCAUGCUGUGGGGGUGCUCUGCUGCAGGAGGGACUGGUGCACUUCACAAAAUAGAUGGCAUCAUGAGGAAGGAAAAUUAUGUGGAUAUAUUGAAGCAACAUCUCAAGACAUCAGUCAGGAAGUUAAAGCUUGAUCGCAAAUGGGUCUUCCAAAUGGAUAAUGACCCCAAACACACUUCCAAAGUUGUGGCAAAAUGGCAAGGACAACAAACUCAAGUUAUUGGAGUGGCCAUCACAAAGCCCUGACCUCAAUCCUAUAGAAAAUGUGUGGGCAGAACUGAAAAAGCGUGUGCGAGCAAGGAGGCCUACAAACCUGACUCAGUUACACCAGCUCUGUCAGGAGGAAUGGGACAAAAUUUACCCAAAUGUUUGACCCAAGUUAAACAAUUUAAAGGCAAUGCUACCAAAUACUAAUUGAGUGUAUGUAAAUUUCUGACCCACUGGGAAUGUGAUGAAAUAAAUAAAAGCUGAAAUAAAUAAUUCUCUCUAUUAUUCUGACAUUUCACAUUCUUAAAAUAAAGUGGUGAUCCUAACUGACCAAAGACAGGGAAUUUUUACUAGGAUUAAAUGUCAGGAAUUGUGAAAAACUGAGUUUAAAUGUAUUUGGAUAAGGUGUAUGUAAACUUCCGACUUCAACUGUAUAUACAGUGGGGAGAACAAGUAUUUGAUACACUGCCGAUUUUGCAGGUUUUCCUACUUACAUAGCAUGUAGAGGUCUGUAAUUUUUCUAAAAUUCAGAAAAUCACAUUGUAUGAUUUUUAAGUAAUUAAUUUGCAUUUUAUUGCAUGAUAUAAGAAUUUGAUACAUCAGAAAAGCAGAACUUAAUAUUUGGUACAGAACCCUUUGUUUGCAAUUACAGAGAUCAUACUUUUCCUGUAGGUCUUCACCAGGUUUGCACACACUGCAGCAAGGAUUUUGGCCCACUCCUCCAUACAGACCUUCUCCAGAUCCUUCAGGUUUCGGGGCUGUCGUUGGGCAAUACAGACUUUCAGCUCCCUCCAAAGAUUUUCUAUUGGGUUCAGGUCUGGAGACUGGCUAGGCAACUCCAGGACCUUGAGAUGCUUCUUACGGAGCCACUCCUUAGUUGCCCUGGCUGUGUGUUUCGGGUCAUUGUCAUGCUGGAAGACCCUGCCACGACCCAUCUUCAAUGCUCUUACUGAGGGAAGGAGGUUGUUGGCCAAGAUCUCGCGAUACAUGUCCCCAUCCAUCCUCCCCUCAAUAUGGUGCAGUUGUCCUUUCCCCUUUGCAGAAAAGCAUCCCCAAAGAAUGAUGUUUCCACCUCCAUGCUUCACGGUUGGGAUGGUGUUCUUGGGGUUGUACUCAUUCUUCUUCUUCCUCCAAACAUGGCGAGUGGAAUUUAGACCAAAAAGCUCUAUUUUUGUCUCAUCAGACCACAUGACCUUCUCCCAUUCCUCCUCUGGAUCAUCCAGAUGGUCAUUGGCAAACUUCAGACGGGCCUGGACAUGCGCUGGCUUGAGCAGGGGGACCUUGCGUGCUCUGCAGGAUUUUAAUCCAUGAUGGCGUAGUGUGUUUUUAAUGGUUUUCUUUGAGACUGUGGUCCCAGCUCUCUUCAGGUCAUUGACCAGGUCCUGCCGUGUAGUUCUGGGCUGAUCCCUCACCUUCCUCAUGAUUAUUGAUGCCCCACGAGGUGAGAUCUUGCAUGGAGACCCAGACCGAGGGUGAUUAACCGUCAUCUUGAACUUCUUCCAUUUUCUAAUAAUUGUGCCAACAGUUGUUGCCUUCUCACCAAGCUGCUUGCCUAUUGUCCUGUAGCCCAUCCCAGCCUUGUGCAGGUCUACAAUUUUAUCCCUGAUGUCCUUACACAGCUCUCUGGUCUUGACCAUUGUGGCGAGGUUGGAGUCUGUAUGAUUGUGGACAGGUGUCUUUUAUACAGGUAACAAGUACAAACAGGUGCAGUUAAUACAGGUAAUGAGUGGAGAACAGGAGGGCUUCUUAAAGAAAAGCUAACAGGUCUGUGAGAGCCGGAAUUCUUACUGGUUGGUAGGUGAUCAAAUACUUAUGUCAUGCAAUAAAAUGCAAAUUAAUUACUUAAAAAUCAUACAAUGUGAUUUUCUGGAUUUUUCGUCUCUCACAGUUGAAGUGUACCUAUGAUAAAAAUUACAGACCUCUACAUGCUUUGUAAGUAGGAAAGCCUGCAAAAUCGGCAGUGUAUCAAAUACUUGUUCUCUCUACUGUAUAUAUAUAUAUAUAUAUAUAUAUAUAUAUAUAUAUAUAUAUAUAUAUAGUUUUAGAACACCCACUCAUUCAAGGUUUUUUCUAUAUUUUUACUUUUUUCUACAUUGUAGAAUAAUAGUGAAGACAUCAAAACUAUGAAAUAUAUGGAAUCAUGUAGUAACCAAAAAAGUGUUAAACAAAUCUAAAUAUAUUUUAGAUUUUAGAUUCUUGUUGUUGAGAUGUGUCUGUUACUUGAACUCUGUGAAUCAUUUAUUUGGGCUGCAUUUUCUGAGGCUGGUAACUCUAAUGAACUUAUCAUCUGCAGCAGAGGUAACGCUGGGUCUUCCAUUCCUGUGGUGGUCCUCAUGAAAGCCAGUUUCAUCAUAGCGCUUGAUGGUUUUUGCGACUGCAUUUCAAGAAACUUUCAAAUUUCUUGAAAUGUUCCGGAUUGACUGAUCUUCAUGUCUUAAAGUAAUAUGGACUUGGUCUUUUACCCCCCCCCCUCAAAUAUAAAAUAUUUUUUAAGGAUCUGACCCUUAUUUUCAAUUUUCGCCUAAAAUGACAUACUCAAAUCUUACUGCCUGUAGCUCAGGACCUGAAACAAGGAUAUGCAUAUUAUUGGUACCAUACUAAAGGACACACUUUGAAGUUUUUGGUAAUUUGAAAUUAAUGUAGGAGAAUAUAACACAUCAGAUCUGGUAAAAGAUAAAACAAACAGAAAAACAUGCGCUUUCAAUAUAUAUAUUUUUGUUACAUCAUCUUUGAAAUGCAAGAGAAAGGCCACAAUAUAAUAUUGUAAGCUAGGCGCAAGUUAGAUGUUGGCCACUCGAUGGCAGCAGUGUGCGUGCAAAUUUCAGAUUGAUCCAGUGAAGCAUUGCAAUACUGGACUAUUUUGUAUUACCACAAGAUGUAAACCAUUGGUAAACCUCCAAAACAGGAAGACCAGAUUAGAGUUUGCCAUAAAACAUCUUUAAAAGCCUGUCCAGUUCUGGAAAAACAUCCUAUGGACAGAUGAGACAAAGAUCAACUUGUACCAGAAUGAUGGGAAGAGAAGAGUAUGGAGAAGGGAAGGAACUGCUCAUGAUCCGAAGCAUACCACCUCAUCUGUGAAGCAUGGUGGAGGUAGUGUUAUGGCGUGGGCAUGUAUGGCUGCCAAUGGAACUGGUUCCCUUGUAUUUAUUGAUGAUGUAACUGCAGGAUGAAUUCUGAAGUGUUUAGGGCUAUAUUAUCUGCUCAGAUUCAGCCAAAUGCUUCAAACUCAUUGGACGGCGCUUCACAGUGCAGAUGGACAAUGACCCGAAGCAUACUGCGACAGCAACCCAAUACUUUUUUAAGUCAAAGAAGUGGAAUGUUCUGCAAUGGCCAAGUCAAUCAUCUGACCUAAAUCCAAUUGAGCAUGCAUUUAACUUGCUGAAGGCAAAACUGAAGGCAAAACACCCCAAGAACAAGCAGGAACUGAAGACAGCUGCAGUAAAGGCCUGGCAGAGCAUCACCAGGGAAGAAACCCAGUAUCUGGUGAUGUCUAUGGGUUCCAGACUUCAGGCAGUCAAUGACUGCAAAGGAUUUGCAACCAAGUAUUAAAAAUAACAAUUUAAUUUAUGAUUAUGUUAGUUUGUCCAAUUACUUUUGAGCCACUAAAAUCGGGGGGCUAUGUAUAGAAAUGGUUGUAAUUCCUACACGGUUCAUACAAUAAUUUUGACAAAACCCUUAAAUUAAAGAUGAAAGUCUACACUUAAAGGACAUCUUGAUUGUUUCCUUUCAAAUCCAUUGUGGUGCUGUACAGAGUCAAAAUGAUGCAAAUUGUGUCACUGUCCAAAUACUUAUGGACCUGACUGUAUAUGUGUGUAUUGGGGGGCUUUCAGAAAGUAUUCAGAACCCUUGACUUUUUCCACAAUCUGUUUUGUUAUAAAGUGGGAUUAAAAUUGUCAGCGAUCUACACAAAAUACUCUGUAAUGACAAAGUGGAAGAAACAUUUGAAUAUUUGAAAAAUAUUUUAUGAAAAUGAUAUGUUGAUUAGAAAGUAUUCAACCCACUGAGUCAAUACAUGUUAGAGUCACCUUUGGCAGCAAUUAUAGCUGUGUCUUUCUGGGUAAAUCUCUAAGAGCUUUGCACAUCUGGAAUGUACAAUAUUUGCACAUUAUUGUUUUUAAAAUUCUUCAAACUCUGUCAAGUUGGUUGUUGAUUGUUGCUAGACAGCCGUUUUCAAGGGUUAUUUGAUUAUUCUUUGGAAGGCAAGAAGGAUUCUUUGGAAGGCAAGAAGGGUUCUACAUAGAACGAUUUAUCACAUUUCCCAGCAUGCUCUAUUGCAGGGUGAUUUUCAAAAUUGUUUGUUUUAAUAUCUGCGUUUUUGUAUUGAUUGGCUGAUAAAUGUUAUGCUACACAAAGAUAAAUAGCACAUUAUUCUGAACUAAUCCAAUCUGUUAGUAGUGGGACUUAUUGCUGUCACGAUCGUCAUACAUAGAGGACCAAGGCGCAGCGUUGAAGGUGAACAUGUUUAAUAAUAAUAAUGAUGAUGAUCAACCGAUCAGAACAACAAACGAAUAACGUGACGUCUACGGUUUAACACAAACCGAAAUGAACAAAAACCCACAACACCCACAGGAAAACAUACAGAUAAAUAUGGCUCCCAAUCAGAGAUAACGAGCCGACAGCUGACACUCGUUACCUCCGAUUGGGAGUCAUUGACCAAACAUAGAAAUGCACCCAACAGAAAUACAAACAUAGAAAUACACCCAAAUAAUGAACACACCCUGGCUCACUAUACAGAGUCCCGGAGCCAGAGCGUGACAGUACCCCCCCCUAAAGGCGCGGACUGCGACCGCGCCUCAAUACGGGCUAAACAAGGGAGGGCUGGGUGGGCACACCUCCUCGGCGGUGGCUCUGGCUCCGUCCUUGAUCCCCACCUCCUCUCCAACCCCCCAAAGUACCCCUGGUCCUGUCCAGCCCCGCUGGCCGGAGCCGGACCGACGACACGCGCCCCUGGCCUGAUGCGUGGAGGAGGAACGGGCCGGACCGGGCUGACGACGCGCACCACUGACCUGGUGCGGGGAGCUUGGAUGGGCCGAACUGGGCUGGCGACGCGCACCACAGACUUGGUGCGGAGAGCAGGAACGGGCCGGACAGGGCUGACGAAACGCACCACAGACUUGGUGCGGAGAACAGGCACGGGCCGUGCCGGACUGACGCCGCACCCCACUGGCUUGGUGUGGGGAGCAGGAGCGGACCGAGCCGGGCUGUCGAAGCGCACCCCUGACUUGGUGCGGGGAGCAGGAACGGGACGAGCCGGGCUGGCGACGCGCACCACAGACCUGGUGCGGAGAGCAGGAACGGGCAGAGCCGGGCUGACGAGACGCACCACAGACUUGAUGCGGGGAGCAGGAAUGGGCCGGACUGGGCUGGCGACGCGCACCACAGACCUGGUGCGGAGAGCAGGAACGGGCAGAGCCGGGCUGACGAGACGCACCACAGACUUGAUGCGGGGAGCAGGAAUGGGCCGGACCGGGCUGACGAGACGCACCACAGACUUGAUGCUGGGAGCAGGAACGGGCCGGACUGGACUGACGACGCACACCACUGGCUUGGUGCGGGAAGCUUGGAUGGGCCGGACUGUACUGGGGACACACACCACUGGCCCCACACCGGGAUCUGGAACGGGCCGGACCGGACUGGCAACACACGCCAGUACCUCUCACCGUGCCUCCACUUCCUCCAUCCCCUCUUUGACCAGUGGCCCCCGUAACCCGGCGGCCUUCUCCAGCAACCCACUGGGCCGCUCUAUCGCGGCCUCCUGCUGGUCCGACGUCUCGAGCCCCCCCCUAAAAAUUUUCGGGGCGUCUCUCCUACCCGUGGACCAGGUCUCCAUAGACCUCGCCAGCCUCUCGCCCUUCUGCCAUAGCGUCAAGCCCUUCUCCUCCUCACUCGGCUUGACCCAGUCCAGGAGGCGAAGGAGAUCUGUGAGGGAUCUCCCUGGCGACGGCUCCUGGACACGCUGCUUGGUCCCAUCUUGGUGGGUUUUUCUGUCACGAUCGUCAUACAUAGAGGACCAAGGCGCAGCGUUGAAGGUGAACAUGUUUAAUAAUAAUAAUGAUGAUGAUCAACCGAUCAGAACAACAAACGAAUAACGUGACGUCUACGGUUUAACACAAACCGAAAUGAACAAAAACCCACAACACCCACAGGAAAACAUACAGAUAAAUAUGGCUCCCAAUCAGAGAUCACGAGCCGACAGCUGACACUCGUUACCUCCGAUUGGGAGUCAUUGACCAAACAUAGAAAUGCACCCAACAGAAAUACAAACAUAGAAAUACACCCAAAUAAUGAACACACCCUGGCUCACUAUACAGAGUCCCGGAGCCAGAGCGUGACAAUUGCACCCGUUACUGAGAUGGUUGUUCCAGUUUAGAUGAUUGAGGUAGUCUCAAUAUUCAAUCUUCCCUACCCUGGCAAUCAUUCUGAAUGCAGGUUUUAAAAAAUUCUGCUAGUUGGAUAUCCUAACUCUUGCUGGAAUACAAUAGGAAUUAAACAUCACUUUGCAAGCCAGCAUAAUGUGAUUUGCAGGCCUGAUGUGGCCUAUAAGCCAGGAGUUUCCUAACACCACUGUGUUACGGUAUAACUAGGCCCUCAAAGAAAGGCCUUAUUAUAUAGGCAAUGCAUUGUCAUAAAUCAUUUAAUUUUAAAGUCAAAUAAGGCUGUUGGAACCGUUCAUAGAGCGUUCUAGGAAAAACCCUCCUAAGAUGAAAGGGUUCUCAGUAGAACCCUUCAUAGAGGGUUCUAGGAAGAACCUUUAGAGGAUAAAAUUGUUCUUGGUAGAACCCUUCAUAGAGGGUUCUAGGUAGAACCAUUUACAGGGGGUUGUAUGAAAAACCCUACAUAGAGGGUUCCAGGUAAAACCCUCUGCAAAGGGUUCUACUUAGCACCAAAAAGGGAUCCCCUAUGGCUGGGGUGCCAAACUCAUUCCAUCGAGGGCCUAGUGUCUGAGGGUUUUUGUUUAGACAUAGACAACCAAGUGAUGUGAGUCCUUUACUAAUUAGGAGCGAAAAGCCGCAGACACAUGGCCCUCCGUGGAAUGAGCUUGACACGUGCCCUAUGGGGACAAACUGAAAAAAACAAUAUGGUUCUACUACUUUCUAAGAGUGUAGUGUGAAGACAGCCAACGGUUGAUUUGAUAUUGUGAUCUGUUUCAGAAGCCUUAUAAUGCACUAUACCACCUGUGUGUAAUGCUUUAUGAAUGCAUUUACAGUCAUUGUGCAUUUGGAAUGUUGUUAUUAUAACAAGCCUUAAAGGUGCAAUCAGUAGAAAUGUACAAUCUAAACCGCUGUGAAAUAUAUUUCAAUAACCAAAGAUAUUGUAUUUUCAGCUGUUUGAAACUGGUGUACAAAACCGGAAGUAAAAAGACACAAAACUGAAACAUACAAAUAGUGCAUAGAACGGAUCUACUGCUUAUCAGUUUUGCUUUCAAUGAGGAUGACAGUUCUUUAACUCACAUUUCUAUGUGAAUUUGGUUGGGUCGCCCACAAAGCAACAUACAAAGCAAAUGCCUUAUGCACAGGUGGUUCAUACAAAGUAGUAAUACCAAAGUCAUGCCUUUCUGUUUAUGUGUAUUUCCAAAACAGGAUCACAGCUUGCGGGGCGGCUGGCGGUCGCAGCGUAUUGGCCAUGACCAAGUCACAUGGUAUCCAACUCACAGCGGACUUCCUGCUUCAGAAGGGCGAGUUGCUUCACAUCCUGGUGGGCCAAAAAGGAGAUGACGCUUGCCCCAACGUGAGUACCAUCUUCCCAAAAGCUCAGAAUACAUGUCAAGGCUCAAUACUUUCACAAUUAUGCCUCAUCCCAAAUUCAAAUCAAAUUAAAUGGUUUGGGGGGCAGUGCAAAUAGUCCGGGUAGCCAUGAUUAGCUGUUCAGGAGUCUUAUGGCUUGGGGGUAGAAGCUGUUGAGAAGUAUUUUGGACCUAGACUUGGCACUCCGGUACCGCUUGCCGUGCGGUAGCAGAGAGAACAGUCUAUGACUAGGGUGGCUGGAGUCUUUGACAAUUUUGAGGGCCUUCCUCUGACACCACCUGGUAUAGAGGUCCUGGAUGGCAGGAAGCUUGGCCCCAGUGAUGUACUGGGCCGUACGCACUACCCUCUGUAGUGCCUUGCGGUCGGUGGCCGAGCAGUUGCCAUACCAGGCAGUGAUGCAACCAGUCAGGAUGCUCUCGAUGGUGCAGCUGUAGAAUUUUUUGAGGAUCUGAGGACCCAUGCAAAGUUGACCCCUAGACCCUGCCUCCUAGGCAGGCACUUGGAUCUAAAAAGACUGUGUAGAUCUAAGAGGACUGUAUCUAAGAAGGGUCUGAUAACCUGGGAAAAACCAAAUACACUGAAAACAAACCCAGGUUAAACCAGGGUUCUUAGUCCAGGGGGGCUAUAGUAAUGCUUCAUUUUGCUUACUGAUUAACCAGGUGGAAUCGUUGCUUUAUCACUUACACCUAAAUGCAAUCCUGUCAGUUAUUUACAAGUGCAUAAAUAGCCUAUUAUAGACUACAGCGUGGUCUAGCUCGAUCCAAACUGGAAUGUUGAAGUCUCAGGGCUACGGCAAAAGAAGAACAUCCUCAAAACUUCUCUCACACCAUGAAGGAGCACGUUUGAAUUAAUAUCCCAUCGAAUGCUUUGCCAUUUCCACUGUAAACAUUGUCAGCUAGGGAAGUGAGAAAUUGAAAACAUUUCUUAACGUUAAACAGCUUUGUUAUCAGUUUUCUGUGCAAAAAUUAUAACACAAAUUCAUACAAUUUCACGUGAAUUCACAAUGCAGCUGCGCUGCUGCCAGCAACGGUUUGGGUCUCACGGAGCUUCCCUUUCAGAUGGUUAAGCAUUGCAACUAUUACUGCCAUUACUGUACCUCAAUUACGCCUCGCAAAGUUUGCAUUUCACCACGUUAAGAAAUGUUUUCCAUUUGUCACAUCCCUAGGUGAGAGUCUCAAUCCAACAGUGGAAAUGGCAAGAUGCUUGAUUUAACUUCUCAAAGUAUUGCCAUACAGGUCUCUGCUGCUGUCGCUUGCCUUUCUCUGCCAUUUUAUCAAACAUUAUUGAUGACGUAGUCAUCUCCAAAGUCAACUCCAAAAUCAUUGAUUCCUCGACUCCUUGCACGUCGACUCCUGGUGUCGACUCCCAUUUCUGAGUGUCAAGAUUCAAUUCUGCUAGGCCUAUCUAUCGGUAAUCAAAAGCUGUAUCUCACAAUGGAAUGCUGUAUCUCGCAAUUGUUUGGCUUGCAAUGUAUCGCAACUUCAGUAAAGCAGGGCCUAUCAUCAAUGAAUAGGCUAGGAUAUUCUACACGCAACAGACCGAUGACUGAACACACGCGCAUCAUUAUUGAAGAGAACGAACAGGCAAGCAGGCGAGACAGCGUGAGGGAGAGAGAGGAAGGGGCAGGCAGAAAGAACCAUGCGCAUAUGUCUUAGUAAUCUAUAUCUCACAAUGUAUUGUCUUGCAUGCCUCAUAAAUUCACCAAAGUAGCCUAAAGUUUAACUCUUCCUCUCUGGUUUUAUUUAAAUUACACAACUUUCCCCCAGGCCUUUAUAGCCAAUCGUCUACGGCUAUAACACAGAAAAUAAUAUGUUUUGUGAUAACUGCACUGUGAUUUAAAUUUAGUGGGGUGAAAAUAAAAAAUAAACAUUGUUUUUCAGUUAGGGAUUCUUUCUUAACGUUAAGGAUCCCAAUUUUGUUGAAACAUUUUAACGGUUAAACGUUUACACCCCUACUGUCAGCACAUUAUGUUGUUUUUGGCCUCGUCCCAGAGUUGUCUUAUACUUUGGAGUUCUCAGUCAGGAAUCAUUUGGAUCAAAAUAUAUUAGAGAAAAAUGUCAGACAAGGAAAAGCUGAGAGGUGGCCCAGAUGCAUUGUCAGUGGGGAACUGGAGUCAUUUGAGGUCUAUAAUUUCUAUCAGGUCUAUAAUCCUGAAGGGAGUAGAUACUCUCAAAGGUGGCUUUUAAAACUGAUUAGUUCAGAGUGCUGGUGUGUUCUAUGUUUCUCACAGCCUCCCCUCUGUAGGAGUAUUAAUAUCCUUUUAGGCUUUUACACACCAUAUCGGACACUCACACAUACACACAUGCAUGCAUGCACGGACACACACACACAAAAGUGACAGAUAGAGGUGGGAGGGUGUGGGGUAAUUCUGUGUGCACUGGCGAAUGUUGUUGAGUCCAUUGCACUCUCCGCCCCCUCUCCUCCUGCAGCUGUCAAUCAAACUCCCUGUUGGCCCAUCCAUCUCCAGCUCUGGCUGUAGGAGCCUGAAGGCCAGAUUGAUGAAAGGUCUCAUGGUUGGAAGGAAGAGGACUAACUUUGAUGUUUGGUUAUUAUUACCUGUCAUCAGCACCGCUGGUCGUUUGGCUCUCGAUAAAUAUCUCCUUUGUUGCAAUAGCCCAAGGCGGCGAUGGGUAGAUUGGGUAGAAUAACACAUUAGGUGUAGUACUCCUAUGCUCUUGGUCACGUUUUGUUUUGCAUGACAAAGACUACAGAAGUUGGUAAAACAGCACAAACAGAUCUGGGAAUAGGCUGGUAGGCUAGUAAAAGCUCAAUCCUACCUUAAGAUAUGAGCAUGGAACUUGACAUUAGCAGAUAUCUUCCAUUGACAUCAAUGCAUGAUUUGUGAGGAAGUCUGGAUUACACAGACGUACAGUGUCUCAAAUGUGUUAUUUCCCCUGAAUAAAGAAACUCAAGUAUCACUCUCUCUCCAUUCUCAUUGGUAGACCAACGGAAUACUGAACAAGAUCUGUGUAGAGCAGACGCCAUUGGACAACAAUACACAGGUCAAAGGGGGAGGGGGCGGAGGAGGAGGAGCCACCUAUGUGUUCAAGGUAAGGAGAAAAGCCCGCUUCGCAAUACUCUUAAAAAGCUUUCCCUGUUUUCUUGCCCUCCUUGAUCACUGAUAGGUGAAAAUAUUGGGUAUGCCUCCUCCAUAUUGCUUUCAACUGUCAGAUGUGAAGGAAGGAAUGGAAAUAAAAUAGUCUGGUAAGGAUUAGGGCUGUUGCGGUGACCCUAUUACCGCCACUCCGGCAGUCCUGAGUCAUGACCGCAGUCAGAUUCCACGUGACUGUUGAGUCACAGUCAUCUCCUCCUAUGCACAUGAAUGGCGCUAAUGCAUUGGUUAGUACCUAUCUCGCUUACGGCUGCUAACGGUCUGGUACUCAGCUCUCUAUUGUCCCUCUAAUCACUCUGACAUCAUUUUACAUUUACAUUUUAGUCAUUUAGCAGACGCUCUUAUCCAGAGCGACUUACAGUUAGUGAGUGCAUACAUUUUCAUACUGGCCCUCCGUGGGAAACGAGCCCACAACCCUGGCGUUGCAAGCGCCAUGCUCUACCAACUGAGCUACAGGGGACUAUGCAGCAAUGCAGACAUAAUUGGUCUAGCCUAUAGGCUAAUCCAAAAUUAAAGAAACUCUAGUAAUCACCUUUGCGUGUGGGCUGUAUAAUUAUGCAUACUGAAUGGACUGGUUACCUUAAGCUACACUCCAAACUUUAUAUCCAAGAGUCUGGGAGAGAACCUAUAGGCCUAGGCGAUGCUGUUGGUUCAUUGAUUGUGCAUGGCGGCUUACAGAGUAUAGUUAUUUACUUUGUUUAAAUACGUAAUAAGAAACCUCAGGACUCCAAAUGUAAAUUGUAAUCAGGCAGAAAAUCGAUUGAUUUUAUUGAUUGAUUCAGAAGCACAUAUUCUAGGAAAAAGUUAUAUAUUGAAACAAAUACCAACCACGUAAUUUGUAGAGUUGUUUGGCAAAAAUAGGUUCAUUAGAAACCUUGGAAUCUGCUGUUUCUGAUAGGCUAUAGCAAUCAAAACAUCUGGCCUGCAUGGACCUCUGUAGCAUGAUAUGGAAGAAGUGCUUUUUGGUAAGCUUUGUUCCCUUCUUUGUCAAUGCUGGUCAUCAGCCUCCUCAUUAUUUUUUUGACAAUCGAUAAUAUUGUCACCCAGACUAUUGUCAAUUCAAUCUUGUCUUUAGGCCACAUCUAUUGUUAUUAUUAUUAUUAUUAUUAUUAUUAUUAUUAUUAUUAUUAUUAUUAUUAUUAUAUGUGUUAAAUUAGUUUCAAUAUAGUUUAGAUGUAGUUUGGAUGGGCCAGCUGGGCAGGCAACUGUUGUCUUAGUUAGACAAUACAAUCUUAUUUGAGUUUUUACUGUCUAACUGUGGCUCCAUGUGUUCCUCAUGUGAAUAGGCUACUGGUGACAAUCAGCAAUAGCCAUUUGGGAAAAAUAUCCUUUCUAUUUUAUUCUGUUAUAUUCCAUUAUAUUCUUACUGCAACAGUGUUUUUUUAUGACUAAAUGAAAUAUUAAUGGAUCUAUUUGUGAUUGUGUAUAUUAACACUAGAAAGGCAGAGAGCAUCAUAAUGACACAAAACGAAUGUAAAUGUUUAAUUACUCUGCCAUUUUUUAAGUCAUGUCCCACUCGUCCUUGACUUUUCCUACAUUAGUCUAUAUAACACACUGUCGUUAGAAUCUUAAAAUCACAAACAGAAGUGGAGUUAUAACCAGUUUUAGGAGGGCAUGUACUUUUUUGAAUGGUUUUCCCCCAUUGCCCCUCCUUCUCCCCGACAGUAGGGCCUGCUCCGCUCCUUCACCAUAACACUACAUGACCAAAAGUAUGUGGACACCUGCUCGUCCAACAUCUCAUUCUUGAAACAUGGGCAUUAAUAUGGAGUUGGUCCCCCUUUUGCUGCUAUAACAGCCUUAACUCUUCUAGGAAGGCUUUCCAGUAGAUGUUGGAAAAUUGCUGCAGGGACUUGCUUCCAUUCAGCCACAAGAGCAUUACUGAGGUUGGGCACUGAUGUUGGGCAAUUAGGCCUGGCUCGCAAUCAGCAUUCCAAUUCAUACCAAAGGUGUUUGAUGGUGUUGAGGUCAGGGCUCUGUGCAGGCCAGUCAAGUUCUUCCACACUGAUCUCAACAAACCAUUUCUGUAUGGACCUCGGACCUCGCUUUGUGCGCAGGGGUAUUGUCAUGCUGAAACAGGAAAGGGCCUUCUCCAAACUUUUGCCACAGUGUUGGAAGCGCAGAAUCGUCUAGAAUGUUACCAUGAAAAACAGCCCGAACAAUGAAAAACAGCCCCAGACCAUUAUUCCUCCUCCACUAAACUUUACAGUUGGCAAUAUGCAUUUGGGCAGGUAGCGUUUUCCUGCUAUAUGGAAUUGUUUUAAGAAAGUCAUACCAAGGAUCGUUUAGCUAUUUGAUUUAGAAUUUUAAGAUCCCUUGAAGUAUCCCCAAAAUAUGUAAUAAAAACAUUAUUUUGGGCCUUAUUGCUAAUAUCCCAUACAAACGCAUUGAAUAAGAAAUUCACUACAUGGAACAACAGAUAGUCCCCAAAAAUAUCAAAAGGAAGUUUGUUCUGAAGUCCCUAAACUCGGCAAGAGUCUAUUGUCCUGCUCAUAGCCCAUCAAGGGUGGAUGGCUUCUUUUGUAUUCCAAUUUACUGGAAAGGCUGCUAAACCAUUUACACCUGGCCCACAGCGUUGUUGCAUACUUACAGUAGAAUGUACUUUCACUCCAUUCUCCGCCUGACUCUCUACCAAAUGCCACCAGAUUAUUCUUUCUAUUGUUAAUAAAUAAAACACCUACAUUAAAUAGCUCAAGUCUUGAAAAUAUGUGAAAACUUUUUUUUUAAAUCUGUGCUUAGCCAUCAACUUGGUAAUUUAGCAGACAUCACUUGUGAAUAUUCAGUCAACACAUAUAUUAUAAGAAUGUAAUGGAAUAUAAGACCAUUUUAGUUUUUCUUAGAAUUAAAAACCUUACAGUAUAACAACAGUUUUAGUAAGUAAUACGCUACAGUCCAGUUACAGCUUCUUCUGACAAAGUAGAAACAAAAAAAGUGUAUUUUUUUUGUGUGAGCGCGGGACAGAGGAAGAGCAAUUCUUACAAUAUUGUUCUAAAUUCAAUCACUCUCUUCUUCAUCCUCAUCAAUUAGUUAAUUCAAAUUCAAUUGUCACUCCUGUUCAACAACUCCAAAUUGAUUUUGCAUGUGCUCCAAAGGGAUAACAUGAUAUAGGUUAAUUUGUCACGUUCGUUGAAUACAGGAUUGGACCAAGGUGCAGCGUGGAAUGCAGACAUGUUUAUUCACGAAGUUAACACACGAUAAAACAACAAAAGCAACGUAACGUGACGCUCACAAUGGCUACACACAAACAAGCCAAACAAGAGUCAAGAUCCCACAACAUAGGUAGGCAAAAUGGCUACCUUAGUAUGAUCCCCAAUCAGAGACAACGAUCGACAGCUGCCUCUGAUUGGGAACCACACCCGGCCAACAUAGAAAUACACAACAUAGAUAUGCACAUAGAAAUUCACACCCUGACCAAACCAAUUAAAGAAAACCGGGCUAUCAAGGCCAGGGCGUGACAGUACCCCCCCACCCCAAAGGUGCGGACUCCGGUCGCAAAACCUAACUUAACAGGGGAGGGUCCGGGUGGGCAUCUAGCCUCGGUGGCGGCUCCGGCUCCGGGCGUGACGUCCUCUCCCUUACUGCCUCCCCGUUGCACCCCUGGUCCAGUCUGGACCUCGGCGCGAUGCUUCCCCUCUCAGUCCUCCCACGAUGCACCAAGCCCUUUCUGGACCCUGGUGUGGGAGACCCCGACCCUGGAGAGGGGCUGACGUCUGGGCCUGGACAGGCAAUCCCCCCGCGAUGCACCAAGCCCUGUCUGGACCCUGGUGUGGGAGGCCCCAACCCUGGAGAGGGGUUGACGUCUGGUUCUGGAGUGGAGCCGCUGACCGGAGCUGAACUGGACCCCGGUGGAGCGGAGUGCUCUGGCUCUGGACUGGAGCAGCUGACCGGGGCUGGACUAGGAACCGGUAGAGCGGACUGCUCUGGCACUGGAGUGGAGCAGCUGAUCGGAGCUGCUCUGGCACUGGAGUGGAGCAGCUGACCAGCGCUGGACUGGACACCGGUGGAGCGGACUGCUCUGGCACCAGCCGUACCGGGCUGGGGACACGCACCACUGGUCUGGUGCGAGGAACAGGCACGGGCCGUGCCGGACUGGAGACACGCACCACUGGUUUGGUGCAAGGAGUAGGCACAGGGCAUACCGGGCUGGCGACAUGCACCACUGGUUUGGUGCGAGGAGCAGGUAUGGGCCGUACCGGACUGGAUACACGCACCACUAGUUUGGUGCGGGGAGCAGGUACCGGGCUGGCGACACGCACCAAUGGUUUGGUGCGGGGAGCAGGUACGGGCCGUACCGGACUGGAUACCUGAGUAUGAUCCCCAAUCAGAGACAACGAUCGACAGCUGCCUCUGAUUGGGAACCACACCCGGACAACAUAGAAAUACACAACAUAGAUAUACACAUAGAAAUUCACACCCUGACCAAACCAACUAAAGAAAACCGGGCUCUCAAGGCCAGGGCGUGACAUAAUUAAAUAAUUGAAAGGAAUUUUUUUAUUAUUUAUUAGCCUAGUGGAUAUAAGUACGUUAGGCAUAUCAUUUGAAUUAGGCCUCAUGUAAAAUCAUUGUCAAAAGCAAAAGAGAUACUGUUGCAUGACAAACAGGUGCUAUUAGAUUACAAUAUAAUCUAUCUGCCAGUUAGGAACAGUGUAAACAAUACUAAAUAAAUAAAUAAAGUAUAAGUAAUACCAGAGUCUGUUCUAAUGAAAAAAAAUUGUAAAGUCUUUAAUACAGCAUAGAAAGCUUAAAAACAGCAGGAUUUGUGAAAUUGCUUUAUCCGAUAUUUUGCGGUUGCUUGGUGAUCACAGAAUCAGUAGGAUAUUAAACAAACACUCAAAUAGGCAACAGAAGCAGGAACAUCAUAGGGCUGAGUGACUCACUCAUUCCUGGCUUUCGUUCAAAAUAAGUUAUAUUAUAAUGCAGGGUUAAAGACACAUUUUCACAUUCUUUGAUAUUGAGUUAGAAAUGUACAGCUAAUUUCAUUUGAAUUAUUAUGUGGAUUAUAAUAAAUUAAUAUAUUUGUAGUGGUUGAUGCAUUUUUUGUUAGGGCAAAUCUUGUCUGUGAUGUUGAGUUACAAAUGUAAAACUUUACGAGUACUUAAGCAUCGAAUACAUUGCAGGUUUGCCCUUUUUUUGGCCAAUAGGCUACACUUUACAAUAGGACUCAACUCUGACUGACAGCAGCAUCUAUCGGUAGUCUAAACUGUGGCACGAAUUGGGGGAUUUUUCACACCUAGUCGAGCUAUUAGACUAUCCUUUUGUAAAUUAAUGGAGGUGUGAAUGUUUCAGUCAGUCUCUCUCCUAUCGCACUAGAGUCCUGCAUCAGGUAAAAAAUAUCAGCUGGCGAGUGGUCCCGGAGUUGAGAGAGAACUUGGAUAAAUACAAUGGCGCAAUUACACUUGACAUGUGGACUGACGAUUUUCAAAAUAUAGGAUACUUGUGCCUUAAAGCCCAUUACAUAAACAAAGACUGGAUGUUAUCCACCAUGGAGUGGGACAGUGCAUCUCAAAACUGCAUAUAACAGAAGGCCAGCUAUUGUGAAAGAAUACUUGUGGAUCUUGUUGAUUUCCUCUAUCGCUUCAAGAGGCCUACUGUCCACCUGGUAAUUGUGUGGUUCCAAAGGAUAAAGCGUCACCUUCAGAUGGAUGUGUGGUUUCAGAGAGAAGCCAGCUGUGAGCCUGCGACCUGGCAUGGUAGAUGACAUCCUUUUCCUGCACAGCAAUUUGAAGAAAUCCAGUGAUGAAUGGACUGUUUAUUAAGUUAUUGUUUUAGUAUAUUUAUUUGUUGUCUAAUAUUAGAAGGCUCUUUAAAGCGAUUUGAGUUGUCAAUGUGCUGCAUCGCAUUGUGAAGAAAAAAAUAUAUCUGUUCUUAAUUCAUGGCAUGGUUUCUUUUUAGCCAAAUGGACAUUUUUUAUAUAUAUAUAUAUAUAUAUAUUUUAACCUUUAUUUAACUAGGCAAGUCAUUUAAGAACAAAUUCUUAGUUACAAUGACGGCCUACACCGGCCAAACAUGGACGACACUGGGCCAAUUGUGCGCCGCCCUAUGGGACUCCCAAUCACGGCCGGUUAUGAUACAGCCUGGAAUCGAACCGGGGGUCUGUAGUGACACCUCAAGCACUGAGAUGCAGUGCCUUAGACCGCUGCGCCACUCGGGAGCACUGAGAUGCAGACAAAUUAAUUAAUGCAGGAAAAGAGGAAUACUAGCCUACUGUCUGUAGUCAUAAAAACAAUUAGACUAAAUAAAUUGAUAUUAUUUUGUUGGGUAACGGAUUGGCUCUCGUAAUUCAUUAAGAGGCGGCUUCUAUCUUCAAUAUAAUCAUUCAUUCAGAAGGUUAAACCCAUAGGUCUUAGGCCUGCAGUAAAUUAAAUUAGAUUACCAAGUUCCAUUUUCAUUAGGUUAUAAUAAUCCAUGCCUUCUGGGAAUUUUAUAAACUCCUAAAGUGAUGGGUGGAGUUUAAAAUGUGGCUGUCAGAAGUAUUACAAUGGAAAUGAACUUUUAAUCCGUCUGUCUGCAAAUUUCAAGACAUGGCAUAUAAGGGUGCAGUGAGAAACCCUAUGCGUUGGAUGAUACUUUUCUCGUCAAUCAUCUUGAAAAAAUGUAUACUUAAAAACUGAAAAUCAACCAAUGUCAGCCUUUAAAUGAUUUAUUAUCCAAAUGUUGAAAGUGCGUGUGGGCGACGGAGAGAAACAAAAUGGUGCAGUUUGAGGCGAUGUGGCGAAGAGUGAUGCGGGCACUGGAGAUGGGGGUGUGAGCAGGUGGGUCUGGGCAGGGGUGAUGUAGUUGUCGUUUGUAUGUGUAUGUUUUGUAUUGUCUGAAAAUAUCAAAUCAAAUCUUACAAAAAAAUUAAUUAAGGAGAAAUUACGAGCUUGCAACACACAUCUGAUUAUUCAUUAUGAAUAUAAUUGAUUUAGUUUACAUUAUUCAUUGUAACCACAACGUCACAAAUAAUUGAACACAAACAACAUGAGCAGAUUAACUUGGUCAAAACAUUUGUUUAUUAAAGACUAUCAGAAAGAAUGUUCGUACGUAUUUAUUUUGAUCCAAAGCCACGAAUGAGUGAGUCAUUCAGCUUUAUGCUGACAAAUAUAGCUUUAUGGUGGAAAAGAGCCUACUAAAUAGGCCAAGCCUAAACAAAUCUAUUAAAUUGCCUAAAUAAACAAGUACAUUUCAUAAAUAAAUGAAGUAGCUCAGGUCUUGAAUAUAUGGACACUUUUAUCCCCUCCCUGUCCUCGCUGGACUCUCUGUCAUUCAGUUUCUUCUUCACAUCAACAAAGAAGGACUCCGUGUUUCAGAAACUCACUUUAUGUAGAGGGGCUAUCACUCUUUUACACUGUGGUAAAUAAAGCCAGUUUGUUAUUUAUAAUUAUUUAUUUCUGUUUUUAGAGGGAGAGAAACCAAAAGCCCACUGUGCCUAUUUUUCAAAAAUCGUCAGUCCACAUGUCAAGUGUAAUUGCGCCAUUGUAUUUACCCAAGUUCUCUUUUAACUCCGGGACCACCCGCCAGCUAUUUUUUUGUUGCUGCCUGAUGCAGGACUCUAGUGCCAGAGAAGAGAGACUCUCGGACUGAAACAUUCACACCUCCAUAAAUUUAUGAAAAGAUAGUCAAUUUGUGCCACAGUUUAGACUACCGAUAGAUCAGCGUUCUAUCUCCCCCUUGUGAUAGUGUGGUGCAAUGACAGAAUAACGCAAUGUACCAUAAUCUGACACCAUCUACGACAAACGGUUGCUGCAUGAGCUCGAAACUUUUAAUUGAGGAACCACUGUAUAUCUGAGAGAUAUAAGAAAGAUCAGGACACGUUUGUGAUUUUUUUUUUUUUUACAGGUAUUGAACCCCUUAUUUUUGGCAUUAAACAGUCUCAAUAUAUACACUACCAGUCAAAAGUUUUAGAACACCUACUCAUUCAAGGGUUUUUCUUUAUUUUUACUAUUUUCUACAUUGUAGAAUAAUAGUGAAGACAUCAAAACUAUGAAAUUACACAUAUGGAAUCAUGUAGUAACCAAAAAAGUGUUAAACAAAUCAAAAUAUAUGUUAUAUUUGAGAUUCUUCAAAUAGCCACCCUUUGCCUUUGUCACGCCCUGACUCUGAGGACUCUCAUUUGUUGAGUCAGGGUGUGAUUUUCCUUGUUGUGUAUGUUCCUAUGUGUUAUUUUCUAGGGUUGGAUCUAGUAGUUAUAGAUCUAUGUUGGCCUGUGUGGUUCCCAAUCAGAGGCAGCUGUUGCUCGUUGUCUUUGAUUGGGGACCAUACUUAGGCAGCCUUUUGGCACCUGUUAGUUGUGGGAUCUUGUUCUGUGUGAGGUUUGUUGUGUGUACCUUAGGACGUCACGUAUCGUUAGUUUAUUGUCUUUGUUCGUUGUGUUUAUUCUAUAUAUAAUAAACAUGAAUGCAUGUCAUGCUGCGCCUUGGUCCUUCUCGUUCGUAAACGAUCGUGACAGCCUUGAUGACAGCUUUGCACACUCGUGGAAUUCUCUCUACCAGCUUCACCUGGAAUGCUUUUCCAACAGUCUUGAAUGAGUUUCCACAUAUGCUGAGUAGUUGUUGGCUGCUUUUCCUUCACUCUGCAGUCCGACUCAUCCCAAACCAUCUCAAUUUGGUUGAAGUCAGGGGAUUGUGGAGGCCAGGUCAUCUGAUGCAGCACUCCAUCACUCUCCUUCUUGGUAAAAUAGCCCUUCCACAGUCUGGAGGUGUGUUGGGUCAUUGUCCUGUUGAAAAACAAAUGAUAGGCCCACUAAGCCCAUAUGUUUUGAUUUCUAAGACAUUUUAAGGUUUGUAUCAUUCACAACUAAAGUUGCCAAAUGACUCUAAAUCUAGCGUAUAGGACCUGUUUCAAAUGAUCACUUUUGCGCUCAACAUAGCUCAUAUGUGCACUCGAUCAGGAAUGGGAAGAAUAUCCUUUCAAUUUUAUUCAGCUAAGUUAAAUUAUAUUAUUCUUACUAUAAAGUCAUUUAAUAUAAAAUAAUGACACAGAAUUUAUAAGCAUAUCUUGUCUGCUAAAUGAACUAGCCUACAGCCUUCCAUUUGCAUUGCACAUAGCCAGAUAACAUAAAGUAGAAUAUGCUAUUCUGUUCUUCUGAAAUACAUUUUCUUCAUAUCAUAAUGUUUCUUUAGACCAGCCUAAAAUAAAUAAUGGAUUUAUUGUGAUGGUGUAUAUUAAAUGGAUUUAUUACACUUUUUAAAAAUUGUAUAUGUUCUAAAGGCAUGCAUCAUGCGAGGAGGCCUGGAGAUGGUAAAUGUGUUUAUGUUAAUUAAUGGUUAAUUACCCUGAGAUCUGCAGGCAUUUGCAUGACAGUUACCAUCUGACAAAAUGUAAGGAUAAGGAAGUUAGGAAAGGAAAUUAAAGGGGAUGUAUUAGAUGAUUUGUAUGAUUUAUAAAAAUAUGUUGUUGUUUCUUUCCUCAAUUGAGCACCUGUGCAUUUUUUAUUGAAGCUUGAAACGGGUCUGGGCAAACCAACAUUAAAUGUAUAAUAUAUGCUAGAGAUUGAUGUAACACUGACUAAUUUGCCAUGGUAACAGGUGCAGAGGGGUGUCCACAUCCCCCUGAUCAUCGCAGGUGGAGGUGGGGGACGUGGUUACAGCAGCCAAUCGGACAGCCAGGAUGAGUUAAUGGACGACCCCAAUGUACCAGGGCGCAACGGGAAGUCUGGAGCGGCAGGUAAAACUUCCAACAACACAGUGUUUUGUGUUGUGAAGGUCUGCUUGACAGUGUAUGUGUGUGCCUGCCUGUGCGCGCGCCUUUGUUGUGUGUCUGUUUGCUCGUUCCGGUGUGUUUGUGUGGGGGCGUCUGCCUCAGUGUUUGCCCCCAAUCCAUUCUGGCCCCCUGUGUCCCGCUCCCUUGGUGCAGUUUGAAUUCAAUACAACUACAGCCUUUUAAAGGCUGGCUCCCCAACUGAGUUAUAUUAACAACUCAAUAUAAAUAUUUACCACUUUAAUCUCUCAACCCACCCAGUGUUUUCAGUGUCUUGUGCUCCAUUAUGUGUUUCAAGUACAUUUUCUGUGUGGCUUGUUUGUACUUAGAGCUAGAGUAUGCUUUAGCGGGGAUAGACAAUGUUUGUUUACAGUAUUGUAUAACGUUGGUUUAUAUAUUAUAAUUUUUUUGUGAGGAAUUUACCGUAGAACGUUGCAUUUGAGACUAUGUACUCCAGUUUUGUGGUUUGUUUAUGGUAAUAGAAAAUGAGUUUCAUAGGAGCGCUACCUAUGUGCAUAGUAAUAUUUAUAUUUCUUACUAGUAAAACAAGACAGGACAAGAUGACAAGCUUGCAUGCCUAUUAUUUUCACAAUUUGUCUCUCUCCGCCUCUACCCGGGGUGCAAACACACAUUACCUCUACAUUACCGUUAUUUUUUACACAUCUCUGUAUCCAUUAUUCAAUCAUUUUGAGUCAUAUUCGGCUGUUCAGUAGGCCUUAGACUUACUGUGAGUGUAGCCCGGUGAGCGCAAAUGAAAAAUUCACUCUGUCUGGUCUGUUUGCUGUUUGUUGCUGGCGUAGAGUUUUCUAUUUUUAGAGGUUUUGGAUAUACUUGUUUGUCUCAAUCGAGUGGUGGGAGAGAAGAGGAGAAAAUAGGGCAAGACGCAAGCCGGAAGAGUUUGUGUAGGAUUAAUUGUGGGUGUCUUCGUGCUAACUACAGCCCAAGCCUGGUUUUGGCCCCUACUACAAGCUACUGCCAAGUCUCUAUCAGAUAGAGAGGUGGUUACUGUCUUUCUGGCUCGGCGCUGGAAGCAUUCCUGUUGCUUUUUCAGACAAUGGACCUGAGUGUGAAUGGGUGGAUGUUAGGGAGUUUCAAUCAAAUUAAUCAUAAUAGUAUCAUCUCCCAUCCAUAAGAACAACCUUUAUCUACAUGUUGGUGCCCCAUAUGAGGAUGAUCCUCUACAUUAUGGUGCCCCAUUUGAGGAUUGACUUGCAACUUUCAAGGACUGUGACUAUCCAGGAAUCAAUCAAUCAAGCAUUCAAUCAAUGAUUCAUUGAUUGAUUGGCUAUCCAGAAGUUGUCUGUAAAUGUGUGUACAUUAUUUAAUCCAGUGUAUAACUGUUUUAGUGUUUGUCCUUUAUAUCUUUGUGUGUGUUAGGUGGAGGCGGAGGUUGGAAUGACAGUAACCCUGGGUCUCAGGGUGGGAGACCCCUCAUACUUGGAGGCCAGGGGGGGCAACCCUGCCAGGUGUUGGGCUGGAAGACCCGAGGGGGCUUCGGGGGAGGGGGAGGCGCCUGUACAUCCGGUGGUGGAGGAGGGGGGUAUAGAGGUAGGUAAAAAAUAUUUACAAUAAAUAUACAGUAUAUAGUAACAUGACUAUAAAGCAAUGCAGUGCAUUCGGGAAAGUACUCAGACCACUUGACUUUUUCUACAUUUUGUAACGUUACAGCCUUAUUCUAAAAUUGAUUAAAUCGUUUUUUCCCUCAUCAAUCUACACAAGAUACCCCAUAACGACAAAGCAAAAACAGGUUUUGAGAAUGUUUUCAACCCCCCAAAAAAUGACAUUUACAUUAGUAUUCAGACCAUUUACUCAGUACUUUGUUGAAGCACCUUUGGCAGCGAUUACAGCCUCGAGUCUUCUUAGGUAUGACGCUACAAGCUUGGCACAUAUGUAUUUGGGGACUUUCUCCCAUUCUUCUCUGUAGAUCCAUUCAAGCUCUGUCAGGUUGGAUGGGGAGCGUCGCUGCAAAGCUAUUUUCAGGUCUUUUCAGAGAUGUUCGAUCGGGUUCAAGUCCGGGCUCUGGCUGGGCCACUCAAGGACAUUCAGAGACUUGUCCCAAAGCCACUUCUAAGUUGUCUGAGAAACCAAUCUUGGUUUCAUCAGACCAGAGAAUCUUGUUUCUCAUGGUCUGAGAGUCCUUUAGGUGCCUUUUGGCAAACUCCAAGCAGGCUGUCAUGUGCCUUUUACUGAGGAGUGGCAUCUGUCUGGCCAUUCUACCAUAAAGGUCUGAUUGGUGAAGUGCAGCAGUGAUGGUUGUCCUUCUGGAAGGUUCUCCCAUCUCCACAGAAGAACUCGGGAGCUCUGUCAGAGUGACCAUUGGGUUCUUGGUCACCUCCCUGACCAAGGCCUUUCUCCCCCGAUUGCUCAGUUUGGCCGGAUGGCCAGCUCUAGGAAGAGUCUUGGUGGCUCCAAACUUCUUCCAUUUAAGAAUGAUGGAGGCCACUGUGUUCUUGGGGACCUUCAAUGCUGCAGAAAUUUUUUGGUACCCUGUACCUUGAUACAAUCCUGUCUCAGAGCUCUACGGACAAUUCCUUUGACCUCAUGGCUUGGUUUCUACUCUGACAUGCACUGUCAUUCGUGGGACCUUGUAUAGACAGGUGUGUCCCUUUCCAAAUCAUGUCCAAUCAAUUGAAUUUACCACAGGUACAAUCAAGUUGUAGGAACAACUUAAGGAUGAUCAAUGGAAACAGGAUGCACCUGAGCUAAAUUUCGAGUCUCAUAGCAAAGGGUAUGAAUACUUAUGUAAAUAAUGUAUUAUUUGUAAUACAUUUGCAAAAAUGUCUAAGAACCUGCUUUCGUUUUGUCAUUAUGGGGUAUUGUUUGUAGAUUGAUGAGGGCAAAUUUUUUUUAAAUUAAUUUUAGAAUAAGGCUGUAACGUAACAAAAUGUGGGAAAAGUGAUGCACAGUAUAACAAUAUAUUACAUUACAUCUUCAGUCUUAUCUUAACAUCCAAUAACAGUCAAAAGUUUGGACACACCUACUCAUUCAAGGGUUUUUCUUUAGUUUUACUAUUUUGUAGAAUAAUAUUGCAGACAUCAGAAAUUGAAUCUUGUAGUAAGCAAGAAAGUGUUAAACAAAUCAAAAUAUAUUUUAUAUUUGAGAUUCUUCAAAUAGCCACCCUUUGCCUUGAUGACAGCUUUGCACACUCUUGGCAUUCUCUCAAACAGCUUCAUGAGGUAGUCACCUGGAAUGCCUUUCAAUUAACAGGUGUGCCUUCUUAAAAGUUAAUUUGUGAAAUGUCUUUCCCUCAUAAUGCGUUUGAGCCAAUCAGUUGUGUUGUAACAAGGUAUCGGGGGUAUACAGAAGAUAACCCAAUUUGGUAAAAUACCAAGUCCAUAUUAUGGCAAGAACAGCUCAAAUAGGCAAAGAAAAACAACCGUCCAUCAUUACUUUAAGACAUGAAGGUCAGUCAAUAUGGACAAUUUCAAGAACUUUGAACGUUUCUUCAAGUGCAGUCUCAAAAACCAUCAAGCGCUAUGAUGAAACUGGCUCUCAUGAGGACCGCAACAGGAAUGGAAGACCCAGAGUUAACUCUGCUGCAGAGGAUAAGUUCAUUAGAGUUUCCAUCCUCAGAAAUUGCAGCCCAAAUAAAUGCUUCACAGAGUUCAAGUAACAGACACAUCUCAACAUGAACUGUUCAGCGGGACUGUGUGAAUCAGGCCUUCAUGGUCGAAUUACUGCAAAGAAACCACUACUAAAGGACACCAAUAAGAAGAAGAGACCUGCUUGGGCCAAGAAACAUGAGCAAUGGACAUUAGACCGGUGGAAAUCUGUCCUUUGGUCUGGAGUCCAAAUUGGAGAUUUUUGGUUCCAACCGCCGUGUCUUUGUGAGACGCGGUGUGGGUGAAUGGAUGAUCUCCGCAUGUGUGUUUCUCACCAUAAAGCAUGGAGGAGGAGAUGUUAUGGUGUGGGGGUGCUUUGCUGGUGACACUGUCUGUGAUUUAUUUAAAAUUCAAGGCACACUUAACCAACAUCACUACCACAGCAUUCUACAGCGAUACGCCAUCUGGUUUGGGCUUAGUGGGACUAUAAUUUGUUUUUCAAUAGGACAAUGACCCAACACACCUCCAGGCUGUAUAAGGGCUAUUUUACCAAGAAGGAGAGUGAUGGAGUGCUGCAUCAGAUGACCUGGCCUCCACAAUCCCCCGACCUCAACCCAAUUGAGAUGGUUUGGGAUGAGUUGGACAGCAGAAUGAAGGAAAAGCAGCCAACAAGUGCUCAGCAUAUGUGGGACCUCCUUCAAGACUGUUGGUAAAGCAUUCCAGGUGAAGCUGGUUUAGAGAAUGCCAAGAGUGUGCAAAGCUGUCAUCAAGACAAAUGGUGGCUAUUUGAAGAUUCUCAAAUAUAAAAUAUGCUUUGAUUUGUUUAACACUUUUUGUUUACUACAUGAUUCCAUAUGUGUUAUUUCAUAGUUUUGAUGUCUUCACUAUUAUUCUACAAUGUAAAAAAUAGUAAAAAUAAAGAAAAACCCUUGAAUGAGUAGGUGUGUCCAAACCUUUGACUGGUAGUGUAUAUAUUGUAGAUGUCAUGUAGAUUUUCAAUAACUAUCUGUCACUUUGACAUUGUUGGUCCAUAAAAUGUUAUUAUCAUUAUAUAUCAUUAGAUAAUAUCAUCAGGUAGCACUUUAGAUUAAAUUAUACCUACUGUACAUACCAGCGGUGUCAAACUCAUUCCAUGGAGGGCCUAGUGUCUGCGGGUUUUUGGUUUUUCCUUUCAAUUAAGACCUAGACAACCAGGUGAGGGGAGUUCUUUACUAAUUAGUGACAUUAAUUCAUCAAUCAAGUACAAAGGAGGAGCGAAAACCUGCAGACAAUCGGCCCUCCGUGGAAUGAGUUCGACAAGUGCUAUAUACCAUGGACGUACAAUCAGUUCACUGACUGAUUGUGUAAUUUUAUUACCACGGCCAUCCCCUUCCCUUUCUCUAGGUGGCAGCACCUCUGAAGCAAAUGACCCAAAGCAGGACGGAGAGGAUGGCUCCUCUUUCACCAACCCAGAGGGUGAGAUCUUCCUGGACGCUCUGAAAGGUAACGGAUUAUGAAAUGAGAGACAAUUACAGUACACUAUAGGGCGGCAACCGGCAAGGUAGAGGUUAGUGAGGCGGACGAGUAGUAAGGUUGCUGGUUCAAGCCUCAGGCAGGGCGAUAAAGGUGGGAAUUGAACAGGCAACCAGAGGCUUGCUGGUCUCUGCUCCCAGGUACCUUUCAUUACUGUUACCCUUGAGCAAGGUACUUUGCCCAUACAAUUGCUCUGGCGGUGCUGCUCUGCGGUUGACACGGUGUUGCUCCCAGCCUAUUCUAUUCUAUUAUGUAGGCUAGUGCAGCUGGAACAUUGUAUAUUGUGGGAUGAGGAAUAAAGCAAAGGGGCAGCAUAUACGGUGGGACAAAUGCAUGGGGCAUAUCCUUUGACCAUUUCCUGUGUCUGUGCCUGUAGGGAUGGAAAGUGAUGGAGAGGUGAUCAUCGGCCCCGUGCAGAACUGUAGCCACUGUGAGACGGGCGAGUGUCAUGAGAUCGAGGAGGGGACCAUGUGUUAC
Molecule: messenger RNA, 28145 nt
Organism: Coregonus sp. 'balchen'
Lineage: Eukaryota; Metazoa; Chordata; Actinopteri; Salmoniformes; Salmonidae
Source: the annotation of a GenBank genome assembly